Gigantopelta aegis is the source of this 5023-nucleotide messenger RNA. Its product is annotated as protein MCM10 homolog. Gene Ontology annotation, molecular function: single-stranded DNA binding; DNA replication origin binding. Gene Ontology annotation, biological process: DNA replication; DNA replication initiation. NCBI's taxonomy places the organism in Eukaryota, Metazoa, Mollusca, Gastropoda, Neomphalida, Peltospiridae. The transcript is spliced from 24 exons. The coding region runs from base 119 to 3049 and encodes 976 amino acids. The record is from RefSeq and is a predicted model, not a curated record. Gene Ontology annotation, cellular component: nucleus; replication fork protection complex.
AACAACUGGCGCCACUUUCGAGAAUGCUGUGAUGAAUGGUACUGUUGAGUGGAAAACAAAAGCCUAAAGAAGAAAGAAAACAAAGUUCUUUGCAUAAUAUUGUCAUCACACGUGAGACAUGUCUGAUGACUGCAGCCUUGAGGAACUGACAGCAUUCCUUGAUGAUAGUUCCCUUGAUGAAGCUCCUUCAGAUACACAAGAUAGUACGCGGCUCGAUGGAGCUCCAGAAGAGUUGGGUGGCGCUGGGCAGAAGGAAUCUUCACAAAAUAACCAGCCCACAUGUACAGUUGAAAAAAGUCUGUCUGCAACGUCCACAUCUAUUGACCAUUCAGAAGACAGGAUACAAACUCCAAUGCUCUCCCCACCAGUUAUGGAAGGGCCUUCUAAAGAAGACAUCCAAGCGGAGCUGCUGGCGAUGCAGAAGAGAAUGGAGGACUUGAAGAAACUGCUCACUCAGCAGAACAGUGACAGUUUUGAAAGAACAAACAGCCAGAGGUCAAUGCAACCCAGUUCUACUACAAGUUCCCAGUGUUCUAGAACAAUGACGAAUACUGGGUCAAGUGAUCUUACCAAGCUGAAACCCACAACUCGUGUACUACCUUCCUCGGCUGAAAGAUCAAACCAAUGUUCAUCUUUAAAGAACAAAUUUUCGUCACCUUCACAUUCCAAGCCAACAUCAAGUCGGAGUAAGAGUGAUGACGUGCUCAACUCUGAACAGUUAGCACCAGAGUUGUUCGAUCCCUGGGAGGAAGUCGAUGAAAAAAUACCUGUAGACAACCAGCGUUUGAAAACUGCACAAACGAAGACACCAACUACAAAGUCAGAUUUGAAAAUAUCCCCUACUUUGUUCAGCCUUGAAUCAGCUGAUGUUGUGAAGGCCAAGGUUACACGGGUAGCCCCCACAGUACACCCAAACGACAGAGCAGGUUGCUUGGAAGCAGGCCACAACGAUAAUGACGAUGCACCUACAGGCAAACAACUUGAAAAGGAUCUGUUUGGUGACAGUGACAGUGACUGGGAUGACUUUGAUGGUGAGGAAAAGGCAACCCUGACUGGUGAAGGAAGGGAAAUAAAAAAGUUAAUAAAGUCUGGAUCACGACCAAGAACAUCACACAUUUCUUCCGAACACACAGCCAUCCAAGCUGAAAGACCAACAUGGAAGUCCAAGCCGAAAGCCUCAAGUCAGCAGGUCUCAUCUUCUAUGAGUAAUGCCAAGAAGAAUAUAAGUGAUCCAGAUGAGAAAUUUAUCACUGAUGCUUUUACAGGAAUACGAAUUGUUAAACCUCUGGUGUCUUCCACCGAGUUAGCGAGGAAAAUGCAAGACAGAAAACUGAUUCGGAUAUCUCGGCUCCACCUGAAAAUUAAAACCCCUGAUGUGCAGGGCAACUGGGUUACCAUUGGUGUUAUUGUUCACAAGACAGACCCCAAAACAUCAUCAAAUGGCAAGGUGUACACGAUUUGGAAGAUGUCUGAUUUGGAAGACUGUGACCAUGUAGUGAGUUUUUUCCUGUUUGGACAGGUCUACAAAGACCACUGGAAGACCAACUUGGGCUCUGUUGUUGGUCUCUUGAAUCCCAGUAUUAUGGAUAGUGCUGACAAGGCAGUAUCAGAUGUGGCCUUCACAAUCAACAACCCUCACCAGCUGUUGCUGCUAGGACAGUCCAAAGAUCUGGGUUGGUGUGGUGGGAAAACCAGGAAGGGGAAUCCGUGUUCCAACUUUAUCUCAAAAAAGUUUGGAGACUUCUGUUCAUAUCACGUACAAUCUGCUUAUCGUAAGGCGUCAGCAAAGCGAUCUGAACUUCAAGGCAGUUUUACCGGAGCCGCACCAAAGUCAUUUGAGCAAAAACUCAAGAAGACUGGAAGCCAUUUCAUGUAUGGUGGACAAACAUUUUUAUCAAGCUCUGUAAAUCCGAGAAAGAAACCCCAGGACCAGGUUACGAUCAAGAAAUUGCAGUUUAAGCAGCAUUCUAUUGAAGAUGGGAAGAAGGUCACCACGAUGUCUCUGCAUGAACUGAAAGCCAGCGACUCCGUCACGUUGCCGAACAAGCCUGGCAGUGAGGAAGAGGAUAAAUUUAUUGAUUUAAUCUCUACACCUUCUAUAGGAUCCAUGAAUUUAGUGAAGCAUCUUAUUAAACAAGAGAAGACUGCAAACGUCCAAAAUGAAAAGGUGGUACUAAAAUCUGUAACUCCAAAAGAAUUGCUGCAUCAGUAUCAGACAGAGUUAAAAGAAAAGAGGAAAAAUCAACAGCUACAGAAUGAAUGUGCCACCAAGAGCAGUCAAGCGUCGUCAGCACCGGUGUUGGGAAAAGGUUUUUAUCCUGGCUCUGAUAUAUUUUUAGACAGUUGUCCCAAAACCAUUGUGAAAGCAGCAAACAAAAGUGCAGAACUCUCAAGGCGAAAAGCGGUAGCAAAGGUUAUAGCUAAUGGUGGUAUUGCGAAAGAGGACCCAAAUGCUGUGAAGAAAAAGGUUUCUGCUGAGCAUAUCAAGAAAAGAGUGCGGAAAAACAUCGAUGAUAAACCAACAGAUGUACAAUCAGAGGAGCCACCUGCGAAAAGGUCGAGACUGCUUGGAAAUGUCGAUUUAAACUCGGAAGAAGUGAAGAAGUUAAUGAAAGCCAGAUCGUCUCAUAGAGGAGCACUGGCUGAGGUUGAAGCUGAAAAGGAAGAAAAAUAUUUUAACGAACUUGAAAAGAAGGAAAAGAUGGAAGAAAAAAUGCAGUCAAUUACUGAAUUGAAAACAACUGUGUUUACAUGCAAACAGUGCCGAUAUACAGCUUUCUCAGCAGGCGACACGUGCAAGAAAGAACAUCAUAAUGUUGUCAGGCACAGUGCGAUGAAACGCUUUUUCAAGUGUACCCAUUGUAAAACACGCUGUAUAGCUAUAACAAGAUACCCCAUACAUCCUUGCAAGAAAUGUCAUGGUAACAAGUUUGAAAGAACAUCUAUGGUUAAGGAGAAGACGGGACCUAAACUGGAGUGUGAAACCUUGUGUCUACGAGGUGAUGAGAUCAAGUUUCUCAACAGUCUUCAGGAGAACGUCUUCCUGUAGCAGACCGCUUCACUCUCAGAUAAUGGAUCUCAGCAGGCAAAGCUGAGAUUUAUGCUGCCUUCAUUAGAAGUUGUGAAUUUCGUAUUUUCCAAUUCACAAGUGCAUUCGCAAAAUAACACAUGAACACAACCUCAAGCCAUAGAAUUUUAAAAUUUAAUGGGAAACACGUUUUUUGUUCCAUGCCUUGUGAUUAUGGGAACCCAUCGGAAACAGUUUUAAAAAAUAAAUAUAUAUAUGUUAUUUUCGUUGAAUAGGCGUACUCAGUAUAAUAAUCACGAGAAACAAAAUUUCAAUUAAGUUAUUUUUAUCGACACGUUACUGGAAAUGAUUUUUGUCCGUGAAAUUUGAGAGCCUGAACCUCUGAACUGGGAUAGGAUUUUCUUCUCCAUCUUCACAACUUGUGGGGGAAAAUGUGGACCAAACACUAAUCAUUUGUGCAAUUAUGAAUUGGGAUUGGAGUCACAGUGUAGAUUGUGUAUAAAUCGCCUGAACGGUCUAAUUUUAGGUGAAGUCAUGUUCACAAUUUGGUACAUGUGAAUUGACGAUAUUCACGAGGAUCGAAUGAACGCAGCAUUACUGAAUAUUCAGACAGUAGUUUUGAAUGGCCAUACAGAACAGUCCUGAAUAUUCAUAUACUAAUGGAAGCUGCGGGAUGUUUUUAAGGAAAAGCUGCAAUGUCGAAAAAGGGAAUCUUCAGUGAACAUUCUAAAAUACUAUAACAUACUUAUUUAAAGGCAGUCAUCCUCCACAAUUACCCAGCUGAACAAGAUAUCACAUCUCCCCCCACUAAAGAGAACAAAAUUAAUUGAUGUAUUAGACACAGUAUUUUGGGGUACUUGUAUUUUCACCCCUAACAUCUUACCCCUGGAUCCAUGCCCGUAUGACAGAGUACAGUCUUCAAUAUUUAUCAGGGGUGGGAAUUGGUGAACUGUAAAAAAAGAGGAAAUCUAGAGGGGUCCGGGGUGGUGAACUGUAAAAAAAGAGAGGAAAUCUAGAGGAGUCCGGGGGCAAGGACGAUUAAAAUGUGAGGAAACACAAUGUUCCAUCAGAGGAAAACCAUGGAUCCGAGGAGAAUUCCCACCCCUGAUUUAUACAGUAGUCUUGGCUGCUAAUAAUGACUGGAUGUACUUGGUUCACUUGUUACAAACUUCAACUGUGAAAAGAAAUGUCUUGAAGUUUAUUGUUAAAGCUGUCUAACCAUGAUGUCAUCAAAAAGUAAUACGAAAAUGUGUAUGAUACCUGCAAUAUUGAUUUUCUUGCGAUACUUUGCCCAACAAAUAAAAACGACCUAUUCAAGUGUUUACAGAGCCUGAACAGCACAAACUAUAUCUUCCCAAACUAAGUGUCCACCUCUGUAUGGAUUCCAUAUGGACUUCAUGGGUACCUUUGGAAUACAUAGCCAGCUUUCCUGUAGGAAGUAUCACCUGUUGACUGUCGAUUGUUGAUUUGAAAAACUGAUGUACCUUGCAUAUUGACACUGCUGACCAAUUACAGCAUAGUUAACAUUUAACAAGAAAGCAUUAUGCUUAAUUAUAUAAUAUUUUGUUUCAUGCAUUUGUAAUUGCAAAAUAAACAUUUCUCAUAAUGUUAUUUUGUUUAGCAGUGUUAUUAGUAGAGAUAUGCAAAAAGACAUUCAAUCAGUGACAUCAUUCAAAUUUAAAAACUUAUGGUUUUGAAAACGUGACAAAUACAUGGAAGCGUCUAUUGCUUGCCGUGGCACGAGGAAUGAUUCUUCCAACUGAGUCUUGCAGCCAUCCAGUAAAAUUAAAGAACUUCUGACAUUUGAAAAUCAACCUGUGUGUGCCAAGGUUACUUGAGGAAGAACAUCACAGAAUUUCACUCUUUGGCUGGCAAAGAUGCAGAAACUAUUGCCUUUGAUAAACCAGUUAUGAAACAGUGGACACCGGUUGUGAUGAGCAAAUUUAUUUUUAUAUAAUUGUAUAUAUACACAUUUGUAAUAAAAAUGUACAUAGU